CCCUUUUGAUUUAAAAAGGGAAAAUCGUUAUUCUAUACUUGUUUGGCCUGCAAAAUUUGUCUUCACUCCUUCAACUUCCACUCCAUUGAUACUCAGACGAAUAUGUCUCUCAUUUCCACUACUAUAAACCUCUCCUUCACCAAUCACUUCAACUCAACAACUCUCAGUUUCAACUAUGGAUUCCAUUUCCUUAAUUUUCAUCUUCUGCGUUUUCUGCUUCUCUAUAGCUAAUUCGUCCACUCUCGGAAUCAACUACGUUUCGCCGCUCCUCGAAAUUCAGGAAAGGGAACGUGCACCUUCUUCAGUCCAAUUAACUGCCGCCUACGACGUCCUCAAUCGCUUAAUUCCUUCCCAUUUUUCGAGCUUUCAGUUCCUCAUCAUCCUCAAGGAAUAUUGUGGUGGAGAAUUUUGCUUCAACAUAAGCAACCUCCCUGGUUCAGCUCAAGAUGGUUCUCCUGAAAUUAUUUUCACGGACCAGCUAUUAUUAGAGGCUGGAGAUGAUGAAGUAGUUCUGAUGUUACGCAGAAUAAGUGGAACCACAGCAGUAGAUAUAUUGUCCGGUCUUCAUUGGUACUUGAAAUAUUGGUGUGGGGCACACAUAUCAUGGAGCAAAACAGGUGGAGCACAAUUAGCUUCUGUACCUGACCCUGGCUCUCUCCCUGCUGUUCAAGAUGCUGGAGUCGUAGUAAAGAGACCUGUUCCUUGGAGCUAUUACCAAAAUGCUGUCACAUCAAGCUAUACAUUUGCUUGGUGGGAUUGGGAAAGGUGGGAGAAGGAGAUUGACUGGAUGGCUCUCCAGGGAAUCAACUUGCCAUUGGCUUUCACUGGUCAAGAGGCUAUAUGGCAAAAGGUCUUCAAGAACUUCAAUAUUAGCACUUCAAGUUUGGAUGAUUUCUUUGGAGGUCCAGCAUUUCUUGCAUGGUCACGUAUGGGAAACCUACAUAAAUGGGGUGGGCCACUGCCACAAAGUUGGCUGGAUCAGCAACUCAUUCUGCAGAAGAAAAUUCUUGCUAGAAUGUAUGAACUUGGGAUGACACCAGUUCUUCCAGCCUUUUCUGGAAAUGUUCCAGCAGCACUGAAGCAUGUAUUUCCAUCAGCAAAGAUAAGUCGUCUGGGAAACUGGUUUACUGUGAACAGUGAUCCCAGAUGGUGCUGCACAUAUCUUCUCGAUGCAACUGAUCCUUUGUUUGUUAAAAUUGGAAAAGCAUUUAUUGAGCAACAGCUAAAAGAAUAUGGAAGGAGUAGCCACAUAUAUAACUGUGAUACCUUUGAUGAGAACACACCUCCUGUUGAUGAUCCAGAGUAUAUCUCUUCGUUGGGGGCCACAAUCUUUGAAGGAAUGCAACGUGCUGAUUCUGAUGCGGUUUGGCUAAUGCAGGGAUGGCUUUUCACUUAUGAUCCUUUCUGGAGACCUACACAGAUGAAGGCACUUCUACAUUCUGUUCCUCUUGGCAAGUUGAUCGUUCUUGAUCUUUAUGCUGAAGUUAAACCAAUAUGGGCUACGUCAAAGCAGUUCUAUGGCACCCCAUAUAUAUGGUGUAUGCUACACAAUUUUGCUGGUAAUAUUGAAAUGUAUGGAGUUCUUGAUGCAGUGGGAUCAGGACCUGUUGAAGCUCGUAUAAGUGACAACUCAACCAUGGUUGGUGUUGGGAUUUCAAUGGAAGGCAUUGAACAGAACCCUGUGGUGUAUGAUCUUAUGUCUGAAAUGGCUUUUCAGCAUAGGCCAGUUGAUGGCAAGGCUUGGAUAGAUCUGUACUCCAGAAGACGCUAUGGGAGAUUUGUUCAACCCAUGCAAGAUGCCUGGAAUAUUUUGUAUCAUACCAUCUAUAAUUGCACUGAUGGUGCUUAUGACAAAAAUAGAGAUGUUAUUGUUGCAUUUCCAGAUGUUGACCCAAAGUCCAUUUCGACACAGCAAACAGUACUAAACUAUACCCAUGAUCAAUAUGGAAAACUAUAUUUAAGAAGAGCUACUCUGGAAGAACCAAAUGAUUCCUAUGAUAAACCUCAUCUUUGGUAUUCAACUUCAGACGUUAUACAUGCACUAAAACUUUUCCUGGAGAGUGGAUAUCAACUAUCUGACAGCAGUACUUACAGGUAUGACCUCAUAGACCUGACAAGACAAGCUUUGGCUAAGUACGCAAAUAAACUAUUCUUAGAUGCUAUAGACGCAUAUAAAUUGGAUGAUCUGCAUGCUGUUGCACACCUUAGCCAAAAGUUUCUAGGCCUUGUGGAAGAUAUGGAUAUUCUUUUAGGAUGCCAUGAUGGAUUCCUUCUAGGACCUUGGAUAGAGAGUGCAAAAAAACUUGCUCAAGAUGAAGAUCAGAAAAGACAGUUUGAAUGGAAUGCAAGAACUCAGAUCACUAUGUGGUUCGAUAAUACUGUGGAGGAAGCUAGUUUGCUUCGCGAUUAUGGUAACAAAUAUUGGAGUGGGCUAUUACGAGACUAUUAUGGUCCUCGCGCAGCAGUCUAUUUCAAGUAUAUGAUAGAAAGUUUAGAAGGCGGCCAUGGCUUCAACUUGAGAGCUUGGAGGAGGGAGUGGAUCAAACUUACAAAUAGUUGGCAAAGUAGCAGAAAUGUUUUUCCAGUCGAAAGUACAGGAGAUGCCCUUAAUGUAUCACAGUGGCUUUUUGAGAAAUACUUGCAAGAUUUGGGAUCACAUGAUCAACAAGCUUCCUAAUGGAUAUUGUACUAUAGAUAUCCCCUGCCCCUAAUACAUCUCAUUUUGGUUUCUGCAAGAAAAAUAUUUCAUCAUAAAUCAUAAUUGAUCGAUGUGAUGUUCAAGCAAUUGUAGUUUUGACGAAUGAAAUGAAAGCCUCUCUUUAAUUUCAUA
This is a messenger RNA of Capsicum annuum, 2830 nucleotides long. Its product is annotated as alpha-N-acetylglucosaminidase. NCBI's taxonomy places the organism in Eukaryota, Viridiplantae, Streptophyta, Magnoliopsida, Solanales, Solanaceae. The record is from RefSeq and is a predicted model, not a curated record. Bases 176 to 2677 code for a protein of 833 amino acids. The transcript has 20 exons.